Messenger RNA from Rattus rattus (black rat), 1460 nucleotides. RefSeq names its product prolyl 3-hydroxylase family member 4 (inactive) (gene P3h4). Gene Ontology annotation, cellular component: endoplasmic reticulum. Gene Ontology annotation, molecular function: collagen binding; protein binding. NCBI's taxonomy places the organism in Eukaryota, Metazoa, Chordata, Mammalia, Rodentia, Muridae. Gene Ontology annotation, biological process: collagen fibril organization; peptidyl-lysine hydroxylation. The record is from RefSeq and is a predicted model, not a curated record. The transcript has 8 exons. The coding region runs from base 53 to 1384 and encodes 443 amino acids.
UGGAGCCCGACGGUCGCUCGCUGCUCCUUGAGCCUCCGGGCGCGGCGCGGGCAUGGCUCGCGCGGCGUGGGGGCUGCUGUGGCUGCUGCUGGGUAGCGCCGGCGCGCAGUAUGAGAAGUACAGCUUCCGAGGAUUCCCCCCGGAGGACCUGAUGCCUCUGGCCACGGCCUACGGCCACGCUCUGGAGCAGUAUGAAGGGGAGAGCUGGCGCGAGAGCGCGCGCUACCUGGAGGCGGCGCUGCGGCUGCAUCGGCUGCUGCGCGACAGCGAGGCCUUCUGCCACGCCAACUGCAGCGGCCCCGCCACCUCGCAACCCUGGCCCGCUCCCGGCCCGGACGGCGACAACGACGGUGAUGGCGAGGAUUGGGCGCGCGAGCUGCGGCUCUUCGGCCACGUCCUGGAGCGCGCCGCCUGUUUGCGGCGCUGCAAGCGGACGCUGCCCGCCUUCCAAGUCCCCUACCCGCCCCGGCAGCUACUGCGCGACUUCCAGAACCGCCUGCCCUACCAGUACCUGCACUACGCGCACUUCAAGGCGAACCGACUGGAGAAGGCGGUGGCUGCAGCCUACACCUUCCUCCAGAGGAACCCCAAGCACGAGCUGACCGCCAAGUAUCUCAACUACUACAGGGGAAUGCUGGAUAUCGCAGAUGAGUCCCUCACUGACCUGGAGGCCCAGCCCUACGAGGCUGUGUUCCUUCAGGCUGUGAAGCUCUACAACAGCGGGGACUUUCGCAGCAGCACAGAACACAUGGAGCGGGCCUUGGCUGAUUAUAUGACGGUCUUUGCUCGGUGUCUAGCUGGCUGUGAAGGGGCCCACGAGCAGGUAGACUUCAAGGACUUCUACCCAGCCAUAGCAGAUCUCUUCGCAGACUCCCUGCAGUGCAAGGUGGAUUGUGAAGCCAAUCUCACCCCCAACGUAGGUGGCUUCUUUGUGGACAAGUUCGUGGCCACCAUGUAUCACUACCUGCAGUUUGCCUACUACAAAUUGAAUGAUGUGCACCAGGCUGCCCGCAGCGCUGCCAGCUACAUGCUCUUUGACCCCAAGGACAGUGUCAUGCAGCAGAACCUGGUAUAUUACCGCUUCCACCGGGCUCGCUGGGGCCUUGAAGAGGAGGACUUCCAGCCCUGGAGGUACACUAUGCUCUACCACAAUCAGACCUCUGAGCUUCGGGAGUUGCUAGACUUCACACACAUGUACCUUCAGUCAGAUGAUGAGAUGGAACUGGAGGAGACGGAAUCACUUCCGGAGCCUGAAAAACCUCUGUCUGAUGCCGAGUUCGAAGGCGAGGGUGACUAUGAGGAGGGCCUCUAUGCGGACUGGUGGCAGGAGCCGGAUGCCAAGGGUGAUGAGGAUGAGGCCGAGCCAGAGCCUGAACUGGCCUAAGACGGUGACAUGGUGCACUCUUCAAGCUCAGGACACCUGGCUGGGGGCAGGAACUAUUUAUUAAAACUUAAAAUCG